This is a messenger RNA of Aspergillus viridinutans, 687 nucleotides long. RefSeq lists its product as uncharacterized. Gene Ontology annotation, biological process: regulation of translational fidelity. Lineage: Eukaryota; Fungi; Ascomycota; Eurotiomycetes; Eurotiales; Aspergillaceae. The record is from RefSeq and is a predicted model, not a curated record. Gene Ontology annotation, molecular function: nucleotidyltransferase activity; tRNA binding; double-stranded RNA binding. Bases 1 to 687 code for a protein of 228 amino acids. The transcript has a single exon. Gene Ontology annotation, cellular component: cytoplasm.
AUGGUUGCUUAUAUUGAUAUCCCCACCGACGCAGCCCGCGUCUUCACCGUCCUCUCAGCAGGCGGGAUAGGCAUCAUCCCCUCGAGCGUCGGCUACGGGAUCGUAGCCACGGAGGCUCCCGCACUGCAGCGCAUCUACACCGUCAAACGACGCCAGCCGCAUAAGCGCCACGCUAUCAUAGGCAGCUACGCCCUGCACCGCGAGAUCCAUGUCCUCCCGUCUGAUAAAAUGGAUCUCGUGCGCCUGCUGACCGUGGAUCUCAACCUCCCGCUUGGUGUGAUUGCCCCGUAUAGACGGAAUCACCCGUUAAUUGCGAGACUAGACGAAGAAACGCUAGCGGUGAGUUCGAGGCAUGGCACGAUGGCCAUGCUUGUCAACGGAGGCCCGUUCCAGGAGGAGCUGGUACGGGUGGCUGCUGCAGCGGGGAGGGCGGUGCUAGGCUCGAGUGCGAAUCUCACCGGGCAAGGGACGAAGACGGUGGUGGAGGAUAUUGAGCCAGAGAUUCAAGAGGCAGCGGAUAUUGUGGUUGAUUAUGGACGGGUGAGGGAUGGCUGGCCGCGGGCGAGCUCGACCAUGGUGGAUUUUGAGGCGAUGCGGGUGGUGCGCGUUGGGGCUUGUUAUGAGGUUAUUCGCGAUGUGGUUGCCAGGUUUGCUGGUGUGCGAUGGCCGGAUCCAAGCGUCAGAUGA